AUGUUAACAUAGGCCUAACGGGUCUUACACUUCAGUCCUUAACCUAUCCUGACUCUAGUCAGUAGAGAGAGAAAAUGGAGGAGCCCCAAGUCAAACGACUUUCGAACUUUUCAGUUCGUUUGCGGUUGAUUUUUAGUGUCAUUGGUGUAUUCGUUGGAGUUUCAGUUGGCUGCGUUUUCGCUGCUCAUUAUAAGAACUAUCAUGUUGCUUUAUGGGGACUCCUUUCGGGUCUAUCAGCUGCUAUUGCCCUUGGUGUUACGAUUGCUUACAUGAAGCAAGUAUGGGAUUCUUAUCCAUUACGUUUGAAGCGCUUCAUGCUGCUUGGUUGCUUUAUUCAGCUGACUGGUGUUUGUGGAUUUGUUGCUUACUUGGUGUUAGCAAUUUCUAAAAACCAAGGUCUGGUUAUCUAUGGAGAAGGUUAUUAUUUAACUUGUGUUUGGUGCUUCAUGACUUGGAAAUGGGGUUUAGCACUUUUGUUGUAUUCAAGAAGAUACUUAAAUUCAUAUGCUGAAAGAGAAUGUAUUCUACAAAGUGAAUGUCCAGUUAGUGGUAAAGGAUUCUACAGCACAACUUGAACCAUGUAUGAUGUAGUCUAAGCAGCACAUUUUAAAGUUUUACUUCAAUUUCAAGGAAUGUAUUGUUAGCCAGAGCACUCACUGAAUGAUAUAGCAGUAUGACUGUUUACAAUUUACAUGGCAUGGUCAUGUUUCCUACCACUGAAAUUCAUUAAUCUGAUUGCAGUUUGUUAAAGUUAUGAACUUAAUAGCUAUUCAUUAGCAAUACCAAACAAUUUGUCCAACUUCUUGCAACCUUAUUUAUAUUAUUUAUUAUAAUUAUAAUAUUUAUUAUUUUUACAUACUUGAUUAUUGAACAAAGGUGUGUAAUUGUCUGUGAUAAAAAUUAAAUAUUACUGCUUGAUGAAAAUAUUAUAAAAUUAAAUUACAAUU
Molecule: messenger RNA, 947 nt
Organism: Physella acuta
Lineage: Eukaryota; Metazoa; Mollusca; Gastropoda; Physidae
Product: heme transporter hrg1-A-like
Biological process (GO): heme transport
Cellular component (GO): plasma membrane; lysosomal membrane
Molecular function (GO): heme binding; heme transmembrane transporter activity
Source: RefSeq, a predicted model, not a curated record